AUGGGAGUAAUAGAGGUAGAAAGUGAACAACAGUUCACAGAUUUAACUCAAAAGAAUGAUUCAAAAUUAAUAGCUUUAUAUUUCCAUACACCAUGGGCAGGACCAUGUAAGACAAUGAAUCAAGUUUUUAAAACUUUAGCAGAGUCAAAAUCAAAUGAUCAAUCAAUAAUUUUCCUUAGUAUAAAUGCUGAUGAAUUAUCAGAAAUAAGUGAAUUAUUUGAUGUUAGUGCCGUACCUUAUUUUAUAUUAAUACGUAAUCAAACUAUAUUAAAAGAAUUAUCAGGAGCUGAUCCAAAAGAAUUUAUAGCAGCAUUAAAUCAAUUUUCAGGAGAAUCAACAACCACUAAUACCACCAAAUCCAGCACCGAAAAAUCAACGUCAUCAGAUUCUACAACAACAACAUCAGAACCAGUUGAAGAAUCAGAAGAGGCAUUAAGUGAAAGAUUAACAAAAUUAACAACAGCAGCACCAAUAAUGUUAUUUAUGAAAGGUUCACCAUCUUCACCACAAUGUGGAUUUUCAAGACAAUUAGUUGCAAUAUUAAGAGAACAUCAAGUAAGAUUUGGAUUUUUUGAUAUUUUAAAAGAUGAUUCUGUAAGACAAGGACUUAAAAAAUUCAGUGAUUGGCCAACUUUUCCUCAAUUAUAUAUAAAUGGUGAAUUUCAAGGUGGUUUAGAUAUUAUUAAAGAGAAUAUAGAAGAAGAUGAUCAAUUUUUUGAACAUGCUUUAGAAUAA
Molecule: messenger RNA, 735 nt
Organism: Lodderomyces jiufengensis
Lineage: Eukaryota; Fungi; Ascomycota; Pichiomycetes; Serinales; Debaryomycetaceae
Gene: GRX3
Product: monothiol glutaredoxin
Exons: 1
Coding region: 1-735 (244 amino acids)
Molecular function (GO): 2 iron, 2 sulfur cluster binding
Source: RefSeq, a predicted model, not a curated record